AUGGAGCUCUUGGCAAAAUUGGCUGCGGCUGUGAAUGCCGCCGGCGGCGUCAGCGCGGGCGGUGGCGGCGGGGCCCCGGCGGCCCGCCUGUCCGGCGGCGGAGCGCAUGGGCGGCGCCGGGCCGCCGGGGAGGCGCGGGCCGCGGGCUCGCGCGCGCCGCACGUGCUGGUGGACCCCGCGCCCGCCAGGACCAUCGUGGUGUGCCGCAGCGCGGACCCGUUGUACGUGGGCCGCAAGUUCGUGCCGUCGCGGCGCCGCGUGGCCGCCUUCGAGGCGCUGCUGGAGCGGCUGAUGGAGCAGGGGGAGGUGCCUUUCGCUGCGCGGCGCCUCUUCACGCCGACGCGCGGGCGCCCGGUGAGCGAGCUGGACGCGCUGCAGGCCGCCGGCAAGUACGUGGCGGCCGGGCGCGAGCGCUUCGGGAAGCUGGAUUAUUUUAAUAUAGUUCCCAGCAAACCUGCAAAGAUGAGAAAGUUGAAGGAAAUCAAGCCGGUGGUACAUUGUGACAUAAGCGUGCCUUCCAGGUGGCGAACGUUCCAUCGUUUAUCCCGACAAAUCACUGUUUUCACAAAUGGAAGAUUAUUUAUUCUACCUGUAAAGACUGUUAUACCCAAGUUCAGCCUGACGGGGUGGAACUGCGUGCUGGACACGAUCGGAGAGAAGGUCUUUCCGCUGAGAGGCGUUCGAAAAUUAUUUACAAAGAAUGGGCAUCUUCUGGACAACUCAAAGGAUUUGCAAGACAACCAUUUUUACAGGGCAGGACUGGAGGCCUUCAAGUAUUUCCCUUAUUGGAAGUCCCCAAAGGUCCCCAGCGAAGCCCAACAAAAGUACACAGACAUUGAGAAGUAUUCACGAAGAAAGAAAAAAGAGGAUCCCAAGGUGAAAGAAACUCAUAAAUAUGACAACAUUCCACCCAAAGCACUGGAUUCUAUUUUUUACGCCAAAGAAGGAAGGAAGAAACCAAAGGCAGAACCUUUAAUCCAAAGCGGGGCAGAUGGUGACGUGUAUAAAGCCCAGACUCCUAACAAGGAAACCCAAGGAGCACCAGAAGUUAAGGAGGCCCCAGACGUGCAUGUGGAGGUGCCUCUGGACCAGAAACCAGCCGAGAUCGUGAAAGAAGAGACACAUGGUCACAUGCUUAAUUUUGAAAGCAACAAGCAUCUCUCAAGAACCUCAGCAAGAGUAAGAAAGUGGUUCCGUUUCCUGCAGAUCAGAGCACAGCAAGGAAAUGGGCCUCUGGCACCCUUUCCUGGGGCAGGAUCCAUUCCUUCGUGCUCUCUGAGAGGAAGGAUGCGGCAAACUAAUCACCUAAAUGUGCACAGCAUGCACCUUCGUGGCACUCAGGUGUGCCUCUUUGAGGAGUUUGAGGACACAGGGCAGAAUGUGAGGUGGGCUUCCCUGGUGGAAAGGGUGUCGGGCAGGAGAGCAGCCUCAGGGCUGUGCCAGGCCCUGCAGGACUGGACCUCCAUGUGGUCUGAUCUGCUGAUUUUCCGUGGGUUUGUUCUCGGCCAGGGCCCCAGUCUGCCGUUUGACACCAGUGGUGUGAGUUAUGACUACAAGCAAUACAUUGACAGGCAGGAGGAAGAGCUGGCCCUGGUCGGCUGGCUGACGUCUCUGGAGAAAUUUCUCAGGCCCCGCCUGCUGUAUAGAUCAGCACCAAGACUGAACAGCGGGAGACAACUUGUGCUCAUCCACACCGUCUGCAUGGUCCACAAGAUCCACAAGAUCCACACCAUCCACAUGGUCCACAAGAUCCACACCAUCCACGUGGUCCACAAGAUCCACAAGAUCCACACCGUCCAUGUGGUCCACAAGAUCCACACGUCCACAUGGUCCACAAGAUCCACACUGUCCAUGUGGUCACAAAGAUCCACAAGAUCCACACCGUCCACAUGGUCCACAAAGAUCCACACCGUCCACGUUGUCCACAAGAUCCACACCGUCCACGUGGUCCACAAGAUCCACAGGAUCCACACUGUCCAUACCGUCCACUCCACCCAAACUAUCCAUGCCAUCCACACCAUUCACAUCAUCCAUACACAUCCUCGACUUUAA
This is a messenger RNA of Balaenoptera musculus (blue whale), 2052 nucleotides long. RefSeq names its product doublecortin domain containing 2C (gene DCDC2C). The record is from RefSeq and is a predicted model, not a curated record. NCBI's taxonomy places the organism in Eukaryota, Metazoa, Chordata, Mammalia, Artiodactyla, Balaenopteridae. Gene Ontology annotation, biological process: intracellular signal transduction. Gene Ontology annotation, cellular component: microtubule; microtubule organizing center.